Rotaria socialis is the source of this 792-nucleotide messenger RNA. The record is from the annotation of a GenBank genome assembly. Lineage: Eukaryota; Metazoa; Rotifera; Eurotatoria; Philodinida; Philodinidae.
AUGGUCAAUGGACAAACUCAAGUGCAAGUAAUUGAUGUUAGCCACGACCUAGAUUGUGCAAGAUGUGAUAGUCGAACAGUAUGCAUACGGCUAUCGAAUGCAAGUGGCAUCAGCUGUGUAUGUCUUCCGGGAUUUGCUCGGUCGUCUUCAACAGGUCGUUGUAUUCUUCAAGAAAUUCCAUAUAAUGGCCAAUGCGAUAGUCGUUAUGAAUGUUUCAAUGGAGGUUAUUGUUCAAAUUUGACAAGUAAAUGCGAAUGUUUAUCAGGUUUUGGAGGUCUUAUGUGUGAAUUGGACAUUAAUGAAUGUGUGAGUAAUGAUGCAAUUUGUGGCGCACAUUCCUGUACAAAUCUACCAGGAGAUUAUAAAUGUGAUUGUGAUUUUUUUCACUCAGGAAAACAAUGUCAAAAAAUUAGUGCUAUUGGUCUUUUCGUAGUGAUUAUUUCGACAAUAGCAGUUCUUUUAAUUAUUUUAUUCCUUAUUUUAUUUGCUAUUCGUACAUUUUUGACUUAUCGUUUAUCGAAACGAGUUUCAAGAGAACGUGAACUUCAACUUCAACAUCCAUGUUUAGCUACAUUAACGACUGGUGGCAUGAGAGGAGAUGACCUACUAUCAAAUGGAGUGUCAUUUAUUCGUCCUAUUGGUCAUCGAAUCUAUGUACCGAUGGAAACAAGCUUUGUUAACGCAAUGCGUUUUCAAGCCAAUACAGAUGAUGAGGAUAGAAAACAGUUUCAACAGCCACCAAAAUAUAUUACAAAUCUUGAUGACUUAAAGAUUAAUAUUAAUUCGAAUUGA